GUUCAAAGUCGCCGAAACUGGAAUCAGCUUCGAGAGAAAGGAGAAGAUCUGCUGUGUUAUAUUUUACAGUUGUUUUUGUUCGUUAAAAAGUGUUUCAGUAAACCCCCCAAUAACCUUCCAAAAUGUCGGCCCUCACUAAAGGCGUUUUCAUCGUGGCAGCUAAACGUACGGCUUUCGGAACCUUCGGCGGUGCGUUUAAGAACACGAACGCUACGCAGCUACAAACGGUAGCCGCGAAAGCCGCGCUCGAUGCAGCCGGUUUGCGACCGGAACAGGUCGAUUCAGUUAACAUUGGUCAAGUGUUGGUCCUCUCGUCGCCCGACGGUGCAUUUUUGCCUCGCCAUGUGUCGCUUGCCUGUGGCGUUCCGAUCGAACGCCCGGCGCUUGGCGUUAAUCGCCUCUGUGGUUCCGGCUUCCAGGCGGUAGUUAACGGUGCACAGGACAUUCUAGUCGGUGCAGCUCAUGUUUCGUUGACCGGAGGUGUCGACAACAUGUCCCAGACCCCGUAUACGCUGCGUAACAGUCGCUUCGGUAUUCCUCUCGGAACUAGCCCUGCACUGGAGGAUGCUCUAUGGACUGGUUUGACGGACUCGUACUGUAAGCUGCCGAUGGCGCUGACGGCCGAAAACUUGGCCGAGCAACACAAGAUUCCGCGCGAAAAGGUGGACGAAUUUGCGUACCGUUCGCAGCAGCUCUGGAAAAAGGCGCAGGAUGCUGGCGUUUUCAAGUCGGAGAUCACUCCGUUUAAACUGAAGGUUAAGGGUAAGGAAGUGGACUUUGCCGUCGAUGAGCAUCCGCGGCCACAAACCACGCUCGAGGGACUGGCAAAGCUUCCCACGCUGUUCAAGAAGAAUGGUUGCGUGACGGCAGGAACCGCAUCGGGAAUUUGCGAUGGUGCAGCAGCGGUGGUCGUUGCAUCGGAGGAAGCACUUAAAAAGCACAACCUGACGCCUUUGGCCCGGCUCGUAGCGUAUAGUACAGUCGGAGUACCGCCGGAGAUUAUGGGUAUCGGUCCGGUGCCAGCAAUUCGCAACGUUCUGCAGGUGGCCGGCCUAAAGCUGGACGAUGUGGAUUUGGUUGAAAUCAACGAAGCUUUCGGUGUGCAGACGCUCGCCUGCGCCCAGGAACUGGGCCUCAAUAUGGAUAAACUGAACGUGAACGGUGGGGCUAUUGCGCUCGGUCAUCCACUCGGGGCUUCCGGUUCCCGUAUCACAGGCCAUCUGGUGCAUGAAUUGAAGCGCAAGAACCUGAAGCGUGCAGUUGGAUCGGCCUGUAUCGGUGGUGGCCAGGGUAUCGCUGUUUUGCUUGAAGCAGUCUAAUUAACCCGGAAGAACAGCGUUCGUGAGGAGUGUGUGAAAGGGCGGAAGGCAAUAUUGUGACCUCAUUCUUUAGCUAGAAUCUUUUCGAAAGUGUAAAGACAAUCACCUUUUAGUGGUAUUUUAAGAAUCUAGCAAGUGUAAAGAUGAACAAAUGCAUUUCUAACAAUUUAUA
This is a messenger RNA of Anopheles cruzii, 1491 nucleotides long. It is a transcript of the gene yip2, whose product is annotated as 3-ketoacyl-CoA thiolase, mitochondrial. The coding region runs from base 123 to 1319 and encodes 398 amino acids. The transcript is spliced from 5 exons. The record is from RefSeq and is a predicted model, not a curated record. Gene Ontology annotation, molecular function: acetyl-CoA C-acetyltransferase activity. Gene Ontology annotation, biological process: fatty acid beta-oxidation. Lineage: Eukaryota; Metazoa; Arthropoda; Insecta; Diptera; Culicidae.